AGUCUAAACUCACUAGCAAGCACAUCCUUGACUCUGCCACGUACAGGCACAAUGCUCAAACCCAGAAAUAUUAGAAUCGCAAGAGGCAUUACGCUGCAGAGUUAUGAAACUUGCCCUACCCUUAGAAUUUCACUAAACCGCCGAUACAACACCAAGGCUAGCAGUUCGGAAUCACGGUCUCCUGCCCUCACUAGCCUCCAGCGAUCUUACCUCUAUGUGCCCUCAUCCUCCGACCGCAUGCUCCAGAAGUCUCUGACGACGCUGUCGGAUGUCAUCAUAUAUGAUCUGGAGGAUAGCGUACCUCCCUCAGCAACUGACAAGAACGGAGCCCGAGACAGACUAAUAAACUUUCUUACUUCCAGGACUGAAGAGCUUCCGCCCUCAGAACGCAUCGCGAUUCGACUGAACUCUAUCAAUACACCCUUCUUCCGACAGGACAUCUCACAGGCUCUUCAACUGCCAAGUAUCAAGACCUUUGUCCUUCCAAAGAUCCACUCCCCACACGACUUGCAUAUCGUCUCCCAGGAGAUCUACACUCAUUCACAGCUUGGUUCGGGCCCUGUAGUCAGGGAUGAGCCCAUCAAUAUUGUGGCAAGCAUCGAGAGCGCUAGAGCUGUGUUUAACCUUGGUGGAAUAGCUGGAUGGCAGUCGGAACACGGACCUUUGGCUGGCGGGAAACUUGCUGGACUACUUUUCGCUGCCGAAGACUAUUGCGCCGAUACGUCUGUGAUCAGGACACCUUCACGCCGAGAAUUGCUGUACACGCGUUCUAAGAUCGCGAUCACUGCUAAAGCAUUUGGCCUUCAGGCGAUUGACAUGGUUUGCGUGAAUUACAAAGACUUGAAAUAUCUCGAAGAAGAAUGCCAAGAUGGCAGGGAGUUGGGAUUCACGGGCAAGCAAGCCAUACACCCUACACAAGUAGAUAUCAUUCAGGCCACAUUUGUACCCUCCAAAAAAGAAAUUGUGCGUGCCGCUAGAAUAUUGCAUACCAUGGCGAAAGCACACUCAUCUCAGAAGGGUGCUAUCGGGCUGACCGUGGAAGGAGGGCCAACGGAGAUGAUCGACGCACCCAUGAUCAAGCAGGCUGAGAAUAUAGUCCGCGUUGCGAAAGCGGCAGGGUUGGCGAUUCCGGAGCAAUUCGACUGAUGGCCCACUGCUAGUCGUAUUCAUGAAGAGACUUGAGGCUGUAGUUUGCGUGCUUGUAUUACUUUGUGUAGCUAGCUACUCUUUAUCUUCUUGUACGAACCUAGUAUCCCGGGAAACUCUCAAUGAACCACAGCACAUUCCCAGUUUGUCU
Molecule: messenger RNA, 1297 nt
Organism: Somion occarium
Lineage: Eukaryota; Fungi; Basidiomycota; Agaricomycetes; Polyporales; Cerrenaceae
Source: the annotation of a GenBank genome assembly